Gymnodraco acuticeps is the source of this 6904-nucleotide messenger RNA. RefSeq names its product TRAF2 and NCK interacting kinase a (gene tnika). The record is from RefSeq and is a predicted model, not a curated record. Bases 343 to 4896 code for a protein of 1517 amino acids. NCBI's taxonomy places the organism in Eukaryota, Metazoa, Chordata, Actinopteri, Perciformes, Bathydraconidae. Gene Ontology annotation, molecular function: protein kinase activity; ATP binding. Gene Ontology annotation, biological process: protein phosphorylation. The transcript is spliced from 37 exons.
UCCUCCACACUCACUCGCUGUCACAGUGGCAGUUGGAGGACGAGCAGCACCAGCAGCAGUAAUCCACUUUCCACGGCGCUUCACAUUUCUCUGUUCCGUCUACAUCCCGCAGACAUGGACCUGGAGGUGCUCAUGCACCCGGCGCUCUCGCUUCCCAUCCUCCCCGUGUUUGCGCUCUAGCUGUGCGCUCCCGCUGCUGACCACAAGGAGACUGUUAUUAUUUGUCCGUGUAGCAGAGAGGGGACCGACGGUAGAGCCGCAACCAGGGACUCAAACCAUCGUGACAGCAAAGGCCGUUUCAGGAUAUCAGGCGACUGAGAGCGGCUCGCUGUGUCCUCCAUCAUGGCGACUGACUCUCCAGCUCGGAGCCUGGACGAAAUCGACCUGUCCGCUUUGAGGGAUCCUGCUGGCAUCUUUGAGCUGGUAGAGCUGGUGGGAAAUGGCACCUAUGGGCAGGUGUACAAGGGUCGCCAUGUUAAGACAGGGCAGCUCGCAGCCAUCAAGGUCAUGGAUGUCACCGGGGACGAGGAAGAGGAGAUUAAAGCGGAAAUUAACAUGCUGAAGAAGUACAGCCACCAUCGGAACAUCGCCACCUACUAUGGAGCCUUCGUGAAGAAAAACCCCCCUGGCGUAGAUGACCAGCUCUGGCUGGUCAUGGAGUUCUGUGGCGCCGGCUCAGUGACGGACCUGAUCAAGAACACCAAGGGAAACUCUCUGAAAGAGGAGUGGACCGCCUACAUCUGCCGGGAGAUCCUCAGGGGUCUGACUCAUCUCCAUCAGCACAAGGUCAUCCACAGAGACAUCAAGGGACAGAACGUCCUGCUGACGGAGAACGCAGAGGUCAAACUAGUGGACUUUGGAGUUUCAGCCCAGUUGGACCGAACAGUGGGACGGAGGAACACGUUCAUCGGGACGCCAUAUUGGAUGGCACCUGAGGUCAUCGCCUGUGACGAGAACCCUGAGGCCACGUACGACUUCAAGAGUGAUUUAUGGUCACUGGGAAUCACAGCAAUAGAGAUGGCUGAAGGAGCACCACCGCUGUGUGACAUGCACCCAAUGAGAGCCCUCUUCCUCAUCCCGCGAAACCCCGCCCCCAGACUCAAGUCAAAGAAGUGGUCUAAGAAGUUCCAGUCGUUCAUAGAGAGCUGUCUGGUGAAGAGUCACGGCCAGAGGCCCAGCACGGAGCAGCUCCUCAAACACCCGUUCAUCAGAGAGAUGCCCAACGAGAGGCAGAUCCGCAUCCAGCUGAAGGACCACAUCGACCGCACCAAGAAGAAGAGAGGAGAGAGGGAUGAGACAGAGUACGAGUACAGUGGAAGUGAAGAGGAGGAUGAAGAAAGAGAAAUGGGUGAACCGAGCUCCAUCAUCAACGUCCCCGGGGAGUCGACCCUGAGGCGGGACUUCCUGCGCCUGCAGCUAGCCAAUAAGGAGCGCUCUGAGGCGCAGCGGCGGCAGCAGCUGGAGCAGCAGCAGAACGAGGAGCACAAGCGCUUACUGCUGGCGGAGAGACAGAAACGCAUCGAGGAGCAGAAGGAGCAGAGGAGGAGGCUGGAGGAGCAGCAGCAGCGAGAGCGUGAGGUGAGGAAACAGCACGAGAGGGAGCAGAGGAGGCGCUACGAGGAAAUGGAGCAGCUCCGCAGAGAGGAGGAGAGGAGGCAUGCAGAAAGAGAACAGGAGUAUAUCCGUAGGCAGCUGGAAGAGGAACAGAGGCAGUUAGAGAUUCUCCAGCAGCAGCUACUACAGGAACAGGCAUUACUGAUGGAGUACAAGCGUAAGCAGGUGGAGGAGCAGCGCCAGGCGGAGCGGCUCCAGCGGCAGCUCCAGCAGGAGAGAGCCUACCUGGUGUCUCUGCAGCAGCAGCAGGAGGGACGGCAGGCCGAGAAGAAGCCGCUUUACCACUACAAAGACAUCAGCAACCCCACCGACAAGCCUGCCUGGGCUAAGGAGGUCCUGAAGCAGCAGCAUGUUCAGGGUCACCUACCCCACUCCCAACUACGACAGCACCAGUCAUUCAACCAACCGGCUUCAUCCCCUGACUCUUGGCGCCAAAACAGAGCUCAGGCCCCUAGACAAACCCCGUCCCAUGGUGCCCAGCCCCUCUCCUCCCACCCCCCCCAUAUCCAUAUCUCACUAGAUGGAGAACUCCUAGAUCCGGGGCUCAAGCAGGAGAUAAGUCAGCAGGUCAGAGAGUUUAGGGCUCAAAAGCUCAGGGGCCGCAGCCCGGGGCGCAGCCGGGAGCAGAGCCAGGGUCCUGGCCAAGGGCCCAGUAAGGGACCUGGUAAGAAUCAAAGAGAGCUUUCCAGUCACGAGCCAGUCAGCCAGUCUAACCAAGUGCUCAACCCUUAUGCUCUGGCGCCUAACAAUCAGAAUGAGAGGCCCAGAGACAGGCCUCUUUCUGCCCCAAAUCAUGCAGACAUCCAGGGGCUAACGCCGGACCCUAGGAGUCCCCAAUCUGGAUCUAUGUCUGCUUUCAAAGUGGUGGAGGAGCGAUCUAAGCUGAACAGGCAGAGCUCCCCAGCGCUACAGCCCAAAGUGUCCAACCGCAUCUCCGACCCCUCCCUCCCUCCCCGCUCCGAGUCCUUCAGCAGCGGGGGCAUGCAGCCCGCCCGCACCCCACCCAUCCACCGCUCCAUUGAACCACAGAUGGCCCACCUGGUCCCAGUGAAGACCCACUCCGGGUCCAUGUCCGGUUCCCAGUCUCUGCAGGAUCAGACGGGCUCAGCUCUGAGUGAAGGGGUCAGCGUGUCUGGCUCCCCCAGGCCCGAGAUGCCCCGCCAGAACUCGGACCCUACCUCUGACACCCCCGGACCCCCGCAGCGCAUCGCAGGCAGGGAGGACCGGGACAGAGACAGGGACAGGGAUCGGGACAGGACCGCCUGGCUGAGAGAGGAGGACAUGCCACCCAAGGUCCCUCAGAGGACUACUUCCAUCUCCCCAGCCUUGGUCAGGAAGCACUCCCCCAAUGGAGGAGGAGUAGGUCUGGGCCCUCGCACAGGCUCCCAACUCAUAAGGGCCAGUAACCCAGACCUGCGGCGCUCAGAGCUCUCUCUGGACGCCAUGCUGCAAAGAACGUCCUCCAACUCCUCAUCCUCUUCCUCCCCUUCAUCUCAAGGAGGCUCAGCCGAGAGGAGAAGUCAAGCCAAGCCAGAAGGAUCCCCACCAGGAGCCAAUCAGGAGGCAAAGCCCAAACAGGAGGAGGGCCGUGAAUCAGCCAGACCCAGCAGACCUGCAAGCUAUAAGAAAGCCAUAGAUGAGGAGGAGCUGGACCUUAGUGCACUGGCUAAGGAGCUCAGAGAGCUGAGGGUGGAGGAGGGCAGCAGACCUCCAGUCAAGGUGACAGACUACUCGUCCUCUAGUGACGAUUCGGACAGCAGCGAUGACGACGGGCAGACAGUGGGGCAUGAUGGGACGGUUGCUGUUAGCGACAUCCCCCGCAUCAUGCCAGCAGUGCAGAGCAGCAGUGAGUCGUAUGGAGGGCUGCCAGAAGACUCUCUAGGAGAUGCCUAUAAUAGCUCCAAGGACAGCACUCUGGUGAUGAGAGAGGCGGAGGAGAGGAGGAGAGGUGGUCACACUGAGAGCAAUGGGUUCGGUAAUCACGGUAACCAUGGUAACCUCCCUGACCUGGUGCAACAGAGCAACUCUCCCUCAGCCACGCCCACCUCCGCCCUGCAGGAGCUGGGAGACAUGGCUGAGUUUGGUCUGGGCGGGUCCAAAUCGUCCUUCACCCCAUUUGUUGAUCCACGUGUCUAUCAGACCUCCCCAGGUGAAAAUGAUGAUGAAAACUCAACAGAAGACAUGUUUUCUAGCGAGCUUCUGAGGCAGGAGCAGGCCAGACUAAACGAAGCCAGAAAGAUCUCUGUGGUCAACGUUAACCCCACCAACAUCAGACCCCACAGUGACACCCCAGAGAUCCGCAAAUACAAGAAGCGCUUCAACUCUGAGAUCCUGUGUGCUGCACUCUGGGGUGUGAAUCUGCUGGUGGGGACAGAGAACGGUCUUAUGCUGCUUGACCGAAGUGGACAGGGAAAAGUGUACAACCUCAUCACCAGGCGCCGCUUCCUGCAGAUGGAUGUGCUGGAGGGGCUCAAUGUCCUGGUCACCAUAUCCGGGAAAAAGAACAAGUUGCGUGUCUACUACCUGUCCUGGCUGAGGAACAGAAUACUACACAACGACCCUGAAGUAGAAAAGAAGCAGGGCUGGAUUACAGUGGGGGAACUGGAGGGCUGUGUGCAUUAUAAAGUUGUCAAAUAUGAGAGGAUUAAGUUCCUGGUGAUUGCUCAGAAGAACGCUGUGGAAAUCUAUGCCUGGGCUCCUAAACCCUACCACAAGUUCAUGGCCUUUAAGUCAUUCACUGAACUGCAGCACCGUCCCCAGCUGGUCGACCUGACGGUGGAGGAAGGUCAGAGGUUGAAGGUCAUCUAUGGUUCCAGUGUGGGCUUCCAUGUCAUCGACGUGGACUCGGGCAACCCUUACGACAUCUACAUCCCCUCACAUUGUGCCAAACAGAUGAAGAUCCAGAGCCAGGUGACGCCCCAUUCCAUCGUGGUGCUCCCAAAGACCGAUGGGAUGGAGAUGCUGCUGUGUUACGAGGACGAAGGCGUCUACGUCAACACCUACGGGCGAAUCACCAAGGACGUGGUGCUACAGUGGGGAGAGAUGCCCACCUCUGUUGCCUAUAUCCACUCUAAUCAGAUUAUGGGCUGGGGGGAGAAAGCCAUAGAGAUCCGCUCUGUGGAGACAGGUCAUCUGGACGGAGUCUUUAUGCACAAGAGAGCCCAGAGACUCAAAUUCCUGUGUGAGCGGAACGACAAGGUAUUCUUCGCAUCGGUGCGUUCGGGAGGUAGCAGCCAAGUCUUCUUCAUGACCCUCAACAGAAACACCAUGAUGAAUUGGUGAUGCCCCCCCCCAUCCACUCUGCCUCACUCUCCCAUUGGCCUGCCCGGCGACUACCAGUUGUCCCACGGCACAUCUCACAACAACAAAAAACAGACUGACCGAGAGGCCACAGUGAACUCUUUUAACACUGAAGUGACUAGAAUCGCUUAGAGAAAAAAAAAGUAAUCGUAGAGCAAAAACAACAGAGACAUGUUCUAAAUGAAGAGACAUGUUACCCUAGAUUAUUUUGGGUUAUGCAGAAGCCAUCGUUACUCAACUGACUGGCAAACUGGUGCCACUGACUCUCCAAAUAUCCUCUGUCUGUGUCUGUAAGUCUUCCAUUUGUGUCUGUGUCUUUUCUCCAAACAAACCUCUUCAUUACAGCAGCUGGAGAAAUACACUUUACACCAUUCCUCCCUUCGUCCCCACUUCUUUACACUCCUCCCGCAAUCGAUUUAGUCCUCACUUUUUUGAGUCCUUUUGACACCCAUGUCUUCCAUUUUCCACACUUCCUAUCUGCCAUGUGUGGGCUCAUUCCUGGAGAUCUUACACCUCAGAGGUCGGGGGAAUAGAUAAAUAGGAUUUAAUAUAAAUUCAAAUAUAGUGAAUAUGACAGUUUGUGCAGUGAGGGCAGCUGAGGGAUGACAAAUCUACUCUGGAUGUUAGCGGUGAAAAGCAGACAGCAUGAUUGAUUUUCUUACUCCUUUGUCACUCCCCUCCGCCUCCUCUUCUUCCUCCUCGCCGUCUUUUCAGGCCAUGAUGAGUAAAUUGUAAUUUAGUGUUCGAUCGCAUCUCGCUGAUAGAGAUGCGGUGAGACAAUCUGCUGUCAUAGGCGGGUGGUCACAGUAUGCAAAGAUGAUGUCCGUGUCCCUUUAAAAAGAAAUCACCGGUCCAUCCUGUUUUACUAUUUCCUUCUUCCUGUCACCCCCCAUCUCCAUCAAUGUCAUCCCCCCUAGUUUCACAAUGUUGUUAAACUCUGAAGGUGCUGCAUCAAAACUACUGUAAUAUUAAAUGAACAAUGAUAGCGUCAUUCUUUUUAUUUCAGUUCUUUUUCUUUUUCUGUGGCUAAGUCAGUCGGUUUUUGAAGUGUGAUCAAAUGAAUAGCACAUCCGUGUUUCUGAAAUCAGGAGUGUAUGUUGGUGUGUGUUUGUGAGUGUGUGCAUAAAUGUAUGUGUGUGUUUGACUUGAUGUUGAAACGAGUCCCAUUCAGAUCAAGGUUGGAUAUUGACAUCAAUGGCCAGAAAAAGAGUCAUAAAUUCAGUCUCUGUACGUGAACUUUUUCUGUUUCCUUUGGCUACUCACAAACACAGCCAUGCUGCUGUAGGGAAUAUGAAGAUGCUUAUCCUGAAUACAACCUCAUCAGGAUAUGAGCAACAAUCCCCAGUACUGUGUGCAUGUGAAAGAUCUAAUUGUUGAAAGCUGUGGCGUCCUUUUGAAUCAUGCUCUUCCCUGAUUGGUUCUUCUGAUUUUGGCUCCUACCUGUUUGUACAGUGCCUAGCAUGAUGUAAGCAAAACAAAAAAUGGAGGCCAAAAGAUUAUCGCUUGAGUUAUAAUUAAUAAUUGUAUUGCCUUUACAGUUCAUUUACACUGGGUUUGUGUGUGUUAUUGGCUAACCUUAACACGUUACUGAUGGUAUGUGUCUCUUCUGAAGGAGAUGUUAACACAUUUAAGACUUAAUUUAUUCUUUGAAAGGAGUAACUGCAUAUGGUACGAUAAAAACAUGUAAUUUCUGAAAGUGUAGCUCAAUCAUUUAUGCAUACUGUAUUAGAUGUAUAACACUAGGGCCGACUCUAUAGAGGUAUCCCUCUAUAUUGGAGAAAAGUACCUGCUUACUCCUUAAAAAAACGUAAAGUGACACAAAAACUAUACUCAUUCCCACAAGUUAUUUUCUGUUAAUAAUUUUUAAAAUGAAGUUAUAUGACUUUUACAUAUCCACACGGUAGCUGUUCCUGUGCAGCUGCAAGUUAGGUUCACCAAACUGUGUUAUGGGUAGCAGGCUAACAUUUGAGCAAUAAAGAGCCGAGCUGAA